AUGGAUUUGACCAAUUGCACAAGAGUGUCAGAGUUCAUCUUGCUUGGAUUCCCACAUAUUUGGGGAAUGAACAUCACCUUGUUCCUCGUGGUCUUCCUGCUCUACAUUUUGUCAGUUGCAGGGAAUGGUCUCAUUAUUGUCAUGGUGAGAGUGGACCGUCGGCUCCAGAAGCCCAUGUACUUCUUCCUUAGCAACCUCUCUUUCCUGGAGAUGUGGUACACCACUGCCGUUGUUCCCAUGAUGUUGACCAACCUCCUGUCGGCAAAGACCACCAUCUGCUUCUAUUGUUGCAUGGCCCAGUCCUACUUCCACUUCCUCUUUGGCAUCACGGAGUUUUACAUCCUCACGGUCAUGUCCUUUGACAGGUACUUAGCCAUCUGUCAGCCGCUCAGGUACACCACCAUCAUGACCUCCAAUGUCUGCCUUCAACUUUCGCUGGUUACAUGGCUAGGGGGCUUCUGCACCAUCCUUUUGCAGACAGUGCUGGUCGUAAGGCUUCCCUUCUGUGGUUCCAAUGUUGUCAACCAUUUCUAUUGCGACAUUGGGCCCAUGUUGAAGAUCGCCGGUGGAGACACGCAUCUUAUUGAGGCCCUCGGCUUCCUGAUUGCUGUGGCUGUGAUCCUGGGCUCCCUGAUGCUAACGGUGGUAUCUUACAUCUUUAUCAUCUCCACGAUUCUGCGCAUCCCAUCAGCCAGCGGACAAUGGAGGGCCUUCUCCACCUGUGCCUCCCACCUGACUGUGGUCAGCAUCCUGUACGGGGCAGUCCUUUUUAUCUACUUAAGACCUUCUGCCAAACACUCAUCUUUCAGCCUCAACAAAGCCAUCUCUGUGCUGAACACUGUGAUCACUCCAGUGCUAAAUCCUUUCAUAUACACCAUCAGGAACAAUGAAGUCAAGGAGGCUUUACGGAAAGCCUUAGGAAAGAAGGUGCAGAAUCCACUUAUACUGUGA
This is a messenger RNA of Podarcis muralis (Common wall lizard), 951 nucleotides long. RefSeq names its product olfactory receptor 6X1-like. Gene Ontology annotation, biological process: G protein-coupled receptor signaling pathway. The record is from RefSeq and is a predicted model, not a curated record. Gene Ontology annotation, cellular component: membrane. Gene Ontology annotation, molecular function: G protein-coupled receptor activity; olfactory receptor activity. NCBI's taxonomy places the organism in Eukaryota, Metazoa, Chordata, Lepidosauria, Squamata, Lacertidae.